This is a messenger RNA of Gadus morhua (Atlantic cod), 1315 nucleotides long. Its product is annotated as putative mediator of RNA polymerase II transcription subunit 26. The record is from RefSeq and is a predicted model, not a curated record. NCBI's taxonomy places the organism in Eukaryota, Metazoa, Chordata, Actinopteri, Gadiformes, Gadidae. The transcript is spliced from 5 exons. Bases 91 to 1140 code for a protein of 349 amino acids.
CCUUCUUUAAAGCUUCAGCAGCGUUCCUCAUUUCACUGGAGUUGUAGUGGCAGGCUCACCGGCGUACUACAGUUGCUCGCCAGCUCAACCAUGGCUUUAAUAAUGAGGGUACUUCAAUUGUCUCUACUCCUUGAUGUAGGGUGUCAAGUACAUGCUUACAGGAUCGGGUAUGCUGAGCCGGAGAUGCCUACGUAUGGGCUGCAGCAGCCUCCUAGCUACAAUUCCCAGCAGCAGUUGGAACAACCUCCUAGCUACCAGCCCCAGCCACAGCAACCUUCUAGCUACAAGCCACAGAAGCCUAGCUACGAUCACCCCCAGCAGCAGCAGCAUCUUAGCUACAAGCCGCAGCAGCAGAAUCCUAGCUACAAGCGCGAGCAGCAGCAUCCUAGCUACAAGCCCCAGCAGCAGCAGCAUCCUAGCGACCAGCCCCAGCAGCAGCAGCAUCCUAGCUACAAGCCCCAGCAGCAGCAGCAUCCUAGCUACAAGCCCCAGCAGCAACAGCAUCCUAGCUACAAGCCCCAGCAGCAGAGCCUAGCUACGGCCAGCCACAGCCCCAGCAGCAGCAUCCUAGCGACAAACCCCAGCAGCAGUAUCCUAGCUACAAGCCCCAGCAGGAGCCUUCUAGCUAUAAGCCACAGGAGCCUACAGCAGCAGCAGCAUCCUAGCUACAAGCCCCAGCAGCAGCAGCAGCAGCAGCAGCAACAUCCUAGCGACAAGCCCCAGCAGCAGCAGCAGCAACAUCCUAGCGACAAGCCCCAGCAGCAGCAUUAUAGCGACAAGCCGCAGCAGCAGCAUCCUAGCGACAAGCAGCAGCAGCAUCCUGGCGACGAGCAGCAGCAGCAGCAGCAGCAGCAGCCUAGCGACAAGCAGCAGCAGCAGCAGCAGCAGCCUAGCUACAACCCCCAGCAGCCCCAGCAGCAGCAGCAGCAGCCUAGCUACCAGCCGCAGCAGCAGCCUAGCUACAAGCCCCAGCAGCAGCAGCAGCCAAGCUACAAGCCCCAGCAGCAGCAGCAGCAGCAGCCAAGCUACAAGCCCCAGCAGCAGCAGCCUAGCUACAAGCCCCAACAACGGCAGCAGCCUAGCUACAAGCCCCAACAGCAGCGGCAGCAGCAGCAGCAUUCUCCUAGCUACAAGCAGUAACACCAAAGUUGUACCUUAUGAAGAUUACAUUGUGUACGUUCGUUUCUUGGGAAAUGCCAUCAAAUCCUGCAAGAUAAGCGGUCAAAGAACUGUGCAAAUGUGUUCUUGCCAUUACAUGGUUUUACUGUCCAAAUUUGAUAUGUGCACAGCAAAUAAUAAAAAUAUGAAUUUUAAA